CGGCAGCGGCAGCAGGAGCGGCAGCAGCGGCGGAUACGGGAGCGGGGGUCACGAGUCAGUCAAGCUCCCGCGCGUUCUUCCUAGAAUAAAAUGUUAAUUUCCAUGUGGCAGUACCUGUAUCGGCAUUUUUUUCGAUUUUGGAUGAAGUGGAUUUUUCGAAUGGUCACCAGAAAAUGUGAACUGCAGCGAAUCUGUGAAGGUUUUGUUGGUGGAGAAAGAACACACAAGAUAGAAAAUGCUUUGGCCCUCUCAAAGAAUCAGGUUUUACAAAAUGCCACAUCUGUCAAUCACAAUGAAGUUGAAGAAUGUGUAGAAGAUAUAAUGAAAGAAAAGAAUAUUAAACCAAAAAAGGACAGACGGUUUAAAAUCCGCAUGAAAGCAUGUUUAUUGCAGAUAUCUGGCUAUAAGCAGCUCUAUCUGGAUGUUGAAAAUGUGAGAAAAAGUCCUUAUGAUUCUAAUAACCAGCACCACGAGGAGCUACUAAUGAAGCUUUGGAGUCUGCUGAUGCCUCAUGAAAAACUGAAGGCUAGAAUCACCAAGCAGUGGUCUGACAUUGGUUUCCAAGGUGAUGAUCCCAAAACAGACUUCAGAGGCAUGGGCUUGCUGGGAUUAGUCAAUCUUGUGUAUUUUAGUGAAAAUUAUACCAAUGAAGCUCAUCGGAUUCUAAGUCAUUCAAAUCAUCCAACUUUGGGAUAUUCCUAUGCAAUAGUUGGGAUCAAUCUAACAGAAAUGGCUUAUAGUUUAUUGAAGAGUGAUGCUUUGAAGGUUCAUUUCUAUAACUCUGUUCCUAGUAGUCCAACAAUGGAACACUUUCAUCAAUUUUAUUGCUAUCUCUUCAGUGAGUUUGACAAAUUUUGGUUUGAAGAAGAACCAGAAAGCAUUAUGUAUUUCAACCAGUAUAGAGAAAAAUUUCACGAAAAAAUUAAGAGACUUCUGUUGGAUUACAGAGUAGUACUUACUUUAAAAAUAUGAACAGUCCUGCGUAUCUUCUGAUUCCUACCAUGUUUUGCACACAAAAUUGAUUUUCUAUGUUGUAAUGGAAUUUCUCUGACCAAUUUCACUUGAAACUUAAAUGAUGUAACUUUUUAUACAUAAUUUCUUACAAAAAUUCCAGAAAUCCUCUUUAAGUAAGCUAGUGGACAAUCAGUGUGUGUUUACAGUUAUUUAUACACUACACUCCAAAGGUAAGUUGCCCUUCCAAAGAUCUCCUCUAUAGGGUCAUGUGAUCUAUAGCUGGGGACUUGGGACUGAGCCCUUUUGGCCAAGAAACAUAAAUCAGGUAUUUGUACUACAGCAGGCUGAUUACAUUGUAAAAUCACGACCUUUUCUCUUAUGCUGAAGACUGUCAGGUAGGUAGCAACAAGAAAGUCGUUUUAGGAUAUUUUUUAGAAAUUUGUAUUCCUAUUCCUUUUCCUCAUUUUAUUUUUUUGGUGAUAAACAACCAAAGUAGUGUAAUAGGUUGUUCUUUGCCAUUAGUUUCCCAUUAUACUUCAGAAGGUGUCAUUAUUGGAAGCAAAAAGGAGGAUUAAAAAUCAUUUCUUGCUUGGCUUACUGACAGUUCAUAAAAUAUCCUUCAGAAUAAAAGUAAUUGGUAUUUGUAAGAUUUUUCCCUCCACACACACGUGAAAAGUAUGUUACUUUGCUUGGAGCUCAAAAGGAUUUUCUGAUCUUCAGAAUCUGAUUAAUCCCUAAAUCGUGAGUAUGUGGUCUUUGUAGAUUAUUUUUUUCAUAAACCCUCCUUUUUAUCUACAUAUGUAUAUGAAGUAACUUAUUGCCAAGAAAAUCUUUGUCAUUAUAUGUGAAAUAACCCCAAACUGUUCUUGAGACUUAAGUGAGGGAUAACAGCUUCAUAUCUUUGGAGCCCUUUUUAAAGCAUUAGUCAAUUCAUGUAGGUUAAUGUGAAAACUCUUGCUCUAUGGUUUAGUUUCAUUUUUAGGCUCUUUUUGGCAAAGUAUAUGAGACCUAGACGUUACAAAUAAUCUCUUAAGUAAUAAGUCUGUGUGGUAGCUUACUGCAGUGUGAGGACUGCAAAGAAGAUUGUGCAGGUGGUUCCACCUUGCUUCUUGUUGAUUUCAUGAAAUAGCAGCUGCCGUGGCAAGCUCUUCAUGGUGGAGAUGCCCUUUACUUGACAGGGAGAAUUUUUCUGUCAGUCCUUUCCAAAUAUUUCAGACUUUAGCGCUUAAGGCAUCUAAGCCAAAAAGGCUUGAAAGAUAGGAAGUUUAUCUUACUUAGUGCUCCUUUAUAAUAGUAUGAAAGCCAGCCUAUUAUGAGCUUGGUUUAUGUUGAAGUACAGUAUUAGCACUUUUUUUUUGUCAUAUGGUACACGAGAAGUGUUUAAAUAUCCUUUUCUUUCUCUGACAUAUCAAGGAACGAAACUUUCAAAUAUUUGUUCUUUCAUAUCUGUUUACAAAUCUCUCUUUAUGCUUGUCAUAGAGAGAAUUAAUAGGAAGUAACUGGAUUGGAAAGUAGCAGAUACAACAUAAAUAUCACACACAUUUCACUGUGCAUUCAACAAAGUAACUAUUUUCUUACUUAGAUAAAUAGAAUUAUUUUUUUAAUUUGAUAAAAUUUUAUUCUGAUGCACUAGGGAUGCAGAAUUCACACUAUUCUGAAUACUUAGCGUUGAUUUUCUGUAAGGAGAAAUAAAAUAUCUUGUUGGAAAGGAAGUUCUCCAUUUUCAAAGAAUAGGAGUGAUAACAAAAACUGCUAAGCUAGAAAUCCAAAAUACAAACACAACAGGGUUCUAACAAGGAGCAUAGACGCGAGGAAUAAUUUAAGUAUAACUCAAAGGACAUGUGAACUAUAUACUUUGUGGGAAAACAACUGUCAUUUCUUCAGUUCUCAUGAAAAUUUGCAUAUUCCCAUUUUAAUCGUUUAUUUGGACAGAGCUUUUAACUGGCUUCAUGCUCUGCCAGUAUGCUUACUGAAAAGAAAAGGUUUGUUGAAGUAGGGAAGGGUACAUUUUGUGUAAACAGAAUUUUUCUCUUUGUAACUGAUUUCUUCAGUUCACCUCAAUGCUGUAUUACGUACAGCACAGCAUGGAUUUUUUUUUUCCAUCAUAAAAUAGUCAGGUUGCCAUUUAAUCGAGUAUUAUUGGUCUAAAUCAAGUGUUGUAAAAUUCACUAGACCAGAAGCCACUCCAAGUCAGGCUUCAAAAACUAUAAAUUAAAAUGCAAACUGAACAUUCUAAUUGUACAUGCAUGAUGAUGGCAUACAUCAGAUAAAAAUGGAGUAUACUUAUAUAGAUUUUCUAAUUUAUGAUGAAACCUUUCUUCCUGCCUUCUCUUGAUUUUCAAUAUAUGUAAAGUACAAUUUUAUGCUGUUGUUUUUGUACCAAUAUUUGGGAUAGUUUAUCUGUUUCUAUAAGAAUGACUGUAAUGCCAAAGUAGUCUAGAUAUAUGAUUGUAGUAGCAGGGUAAUUAAUUAUGUGUACUGGUUUAGAAUAUCAAACAAAUGAAUCAUUGCUUUAAAAAAUUUGUGCCAGGGUGAAGGGUAUUUGCCAGUGGCAAGAAUAUUCUGCAGAUGUAGCUUUUGGGGUUGUAGUGUGUAUGUAUUCUGAAAGACAAUCUUUCAACAAAUGGGCAAAAUCUGGAGUUACGUUGUUAAUCUCAGUACUAGUCUCUUUGCAUAUCAGUAUGUGACUUUGCUUGAUAAAAAAAAUUAUUCAUUGCUAUCAUUUUAUUAAAAUGAUAUGGAAAAUUGAAUAAUUUCUUGGAAAUAUUCCUGCUCUGAUUUUUUUUUCAAUUUAAAACACUUUGAAUUUUAACUUAUUUCUAAUUAAAAUAUAUGAACUCUUUAAAAAUAUUUUAUUCUAACUGCUCAUAAGAGUUAUUAUUUUUACCUUCCAAAAAGCUCUAAGCAAUAUUAAAUAGGCAUAACUAUGAGAUAUGUUUGAAAGAAAGGGCAUUUGCAUGAAUAGUAACAUCAUGGUAAUAGGGUACAACUCUCAGAAUGUGAUAUAGGAAGUUUCUUUUUUAAAUCAUAGAGAAUUGAAGAAUAGAAGAUUACCUUUGAGGAAUACUGAGUAGGCACUAAUUUAAAUAUUGUUCCAGGUCUAAUCCAAGUGUUGUAAUUCUAGAGUUAUGUUUGUGCCAUUCUCAUUUUUUACUUGUCUCCAAGUAAGUUUAUGGAGGUUAAAGUUUCAUCAACACUACAAACCUCUUCAUGCAAAUUUUUUAUUAGGAAGAUUUCAUUAAUGGUAUUCUUGAAACAUGAGACAAAUUACAACUUGAAUUUCUACUGAGAAAAAAAAAGAAUGUUGUCUAGGUUGGGAUUCUUAAUUAUGUAGCUGCAAUGUUGCUACAUAAUGCUAGGAUGAAUCUGUUUUUUUUUUCCUUCCAAACAGUGAACUCCCAAGAAUAAUAAUGUCCCUGCUUUCCCUAGAAACAGUCCACACUAUAGCAACCUGUAGAAAAUUAGAAGUGGGAGUUUUGGAUGGAAGAUGGGACAGUUACCCCUCUUAACAUCAUGUAAAAGCAAUAGUGUAAAUUGUGCUGUGUCGUUUUUUUUUGUUUGGAAUAUGUUAAUGGAGCAAAUAAAGACCACACUGUUUAAGAGUACUUGGUUAAUAAUUGAAUAGCUCUUGCUGAUAGCCAUUCUGUUGGUUGCAUUACUUCUCCCAUUCCCCUUCCUCCUUUGAAUGUGAACACACUCAAGUGUCAAGGUAGAGCUAGGCACCUUUGAUGUUCUUUGCAUGGAUAUGUUCAUGCCUCCUUUUCUGUACCUUUUUCCCCUUCUGGCAUCCUUCCAUUCAAUUAUUUGCACCUAAUAUAAAGUGUUAAAUGAAUU
Vombatus ursinus (common wombat) is the source of this 4788-nucleotide messenger RNA. It is a transcript of the gene ELMOD2, whose product is annotated as ELMO domain containing 2. Gene Ontology annotation, molecular function: GTPase activator activity. Lineage: Eukaryota; Metazoa; Chordata; Mammalia; Diprotodontia; Vombatidae. The record is from RefSeq and is a predicted model, not a curated record. The transcript is spliced from 9 exons. Gene Ontology annotation, cellular component: membrane. The coding region runs from base 91 to 972 and encodes 293 amino acids.